Neltuma alba is the source of this 2252-nucleotide messenger RNA. RefSeq names its product probable inactive purple acid phosphatase 1. The record is from RefSeq and is a predicted model, not a curated record. Gene Ontology annotation, molecular function: metal ion binding; acid phosphatase activity. NCBI's taxonomy places the organism in Eukaryota, Viridiplantae, Streptophyta, Magnoliopsida, Fabales, Fabaceae.
GAAUCUUCUGCGUAGAAAUAAAAGCUGAUGUCAAAGCUUGAAUUCUUAUCUCUCUGAUUCUAUCUGUAAACUAAAGAUAGAGAAAGGGGGGGAAGGGAAUAAAAAGGAUCAAACUUUGAGAAGUUGACAACCUAAUUCAGCAACUAUUAUAAGCACUGUCAGCAAGGUUUCUGCUAUACCGCUGUGUUUCUUCUUCUGAUACAUAGUCUGAGUCUGUCAUUUCAACUCUGUUCUCUCCCGUCGACAAUGGAUUGGUUCGAGAAGUCAACAUUUCUCUUUCUGGCUUUGCUUCUUCCGGUUCUCCCCACCUUUCAUGGAGUAAUGUCCGAUGAACACCAGCCUCUCUCUAAAAUUGCCAUUCACGAGACAAUAUUUGCUCUUGAUGAGCAUGCAUAUAUCAGCGCCACUCCCAAUCUCCUUGGAUUGAGGGGGCAAAAUACCGAGUGGGUUAAACUGGAAUAUAGUAAUCCCAAACCAUCAAGUAAUGAUUGGAUCGGAGUAUUUUCCCCAGCAAAUUUCAGUGCUUCUGUCUGUCCUGGGGAAAACAGAAUGGCAGGUCCUCCAUUCUUAUGUUCUGCGCCCAUUAAGUUUCAGUAUGCAAAUUUCUCCAGUAAGGAGUACGAAUACACAGGAAAAGGUUUGUUGAAGCUUCAGCUGAUUAAUCAAAGAUCGGACUUCUCUUUUGCUUUGUUUACGGGUGGUUUGUCAAAUCCCAGAGUAGUUGCAGUUUCAAACAAAAUAUCCUUUGCGAAUCCAAAUGCUCCGGUAUAUCCACGAUUAGCACAAGGGAAAAGCUGGAAUGAGAUAACUGUAACUUGGACGAGUGGAUAUGGGAUCAAUGAGGCUGAACCUUUUGUUGAGUGGGAUGUCGAAGGUGGAAACCGUGUGGCAUCUCCGGCUGGGACACUGACUUUCGAUCGUAAUACCAUGUGUGGUGCCCCAGCAAGGACUGUGGGAUGGCGUGACCCCGGAUUCAUACAUUCAAGUUUUCUGAAGGAUUUGUGGCCCAACAGAAGGUACACAUACAGGCUCGGACAUAAACUAUUUAAUGGUACAAUUGUGUGGAGUCAAGAAUACCAGUUCAAAGCACCUCCUUUCCCCGGGCAAAAUUCACUGCAACGGGUAGUCAUAUUUGGUGACAUGGGAAAGGCGGAAGCUGAUGGUUCCAAUGAAUAUAACAAUUUCCAGCCCGGAUCCCUGAACACUACAAAGCAAAUCAUUCGUGACUUGAAGGACAUCGAUAUAGUCUUUCACAUUGGUGAUUUAUGCUAUGCAAAUGGAUACAUUUCACAGUGGGAUCAAUUCACUUCACAGAUUGAGCCUAUUGCAUCAACCGUACCUUACAUGAUAGCCAGCGGCAACCAUGAGCGUGACUGGCCGGGAAGUGGAUCAUUUUAUGGCAACAUGGAUUCUGGAGGAGAAUGUGGUGUAUUGUCUCAGACUAUGUUUUAUGUUCCUGCUGAGAACAGGGAAAAAUUCUGGUACUCUGUUGACUAUGGGAUGUUCAGGUUCUGCAUAGCGGACACAGAACAUGAUUGGAGAAAAGGAUCAGAUCAGUACAAAUUCAUUGAGCACUGCCUAGCAUCAGUUGACAGACAAAAGCAGCCAUGGUUGAUAUUUCUUGCUCACCGUGUUCUGGGAUAUUCUUCUGCUAGUUUUUAUGUAGAAGAAGGCUCUUUUGAGGAGCCAAUGGGAAGGGAGGACCUUCAAAUACUGUGGCAAAAGUACAAGGUUGACAUAGCCAUGUAUGGACAUGUCCAUAGCUAUGAAAGAACAUGCCCAAUCUACGAGAAUAUUUGUACCAGUAAAGAGAAAAACAAUUACAAGGGCUACCUGAACGGGACAAUACAUGUAGUGGUUGGUGGAGGAGGAGCAGCACUUACAGAAUUUGCCCCCAUAAACACCAAAUGGAGCAUAUUUAAAGACAUUGAUUUUGGAUUUGUCAAACUUACAGCAUCUGAUCAUUCUAACCUCUUGUUUGAGUACAAGAAGAGCAGUGAUGGACAAGUUUAUGACUCUUUCAAGAUAUCCAGGGACUACAGAGACAUCUUGGCUUGCGUUGUCGAUAGUUGCUCGCCGACAACAUUGGCAUCUUAGAUGAUCUUGAACAGGAAAAAAUUCUUGAUUUUGUAUUUAGUUUCGUUGAAUAAUAUGAUGAUCUGUGCGGACUCAAGAAGGACAAUGUGAUGGGCUAUUGAAUACUUCAGUGAUGAUUUGUAAGAACUGUGGAGGAAUGUGUAAAUAAGAUUGUA